UCCAUAGCGCCGUUUAGUGUAAUUGUUGUCCUGUUGGAGCACAGAGGAGAAGGGAGGCAUCUCCACGUCUUGCCGCGACACUUCCUCUUUGUGAAGAGUCGAGGAGAAUUACUUCAAACCAGCGACCUGACCACAACCAAUAGAGGAGGAAGACGAGGCGGAAAUCUCGCAGGAGGAAACAGGAUUUCCAUCUGAACUAGGUUUUGAGGCUGCACAGCGCUCAAGUCCUUCUGCAUCAUGGGGGAACUCUUCAGAAGUGAGGAGAUGACGCUGGCUCAGCUCUUCCUCCAGUCAGAAGCUGCCUACUGUUGUGUUAGUGAACUGGGAGAGAUAGGGAUGGUGCAGUUUCGAGAUCUAAACCCUGAUGUGAAUGUGUUCCAACGAAAGUUUGUCAAUGAAGUGCGAAGGUGUGAAGAGAUGGAUCGCAAACUGAGAUUUGUUGAGAAAGAAAUAAAGAAGGCAAACAUGGAAGUAGUUGACACUGGAGAAAACCCUGAAGUCCCCUUCCCAAGGGAUAUGAUCGACUUGGAGGCCACAUUUGAGAAGCUCGAGAAUGAGCUGAAGGAAAUAAACACGAACCAAGAAGCCCUAAAGAAGAACUUCCUGGAGCUAACCGAGCUCAAGCACAUUCUGCGUCGCACGCAGCAAUUCUUUGAUGAGAUGGAGGAUCCCAGUUUACUGGAAGAAACAGCUUACCCCCUGGAUCCUAGUGAUGUCACCAGAGGAGCUCCUCUCAGACUGGGAUUUGUAGCUGGAGUCAUUGGCAGAGAACGUAUUCCCACAUUUGAGAGGAUGCUGUGGAGAGUUUGCAGAGGAAAUGUCUUCCUGAGGCAAGCAGACAUCGAAGAUCCUCUGGAGGACCCAACCACGGGUGACCAAGUCCACAAGUCUGUCUUCAUCAUCUUCUUCCAGGGAGAUCAGUUGAAGAACAGAGUUAAAAAGAUCUGUGAGGGGUUCAGAGCCACUUUGUACCCGUGCCCAGAAACGUCUCAAGAGAGGAAAGAGAUGCUUGCUGGAGUAAAUGCUCGCAUUGAAGACCUGCAAAUGGUGCUGAACCAGACAGAGGAUCACAGGCAGAGGGUCCUGCAAGCUGCAGCCAAGUCAGUGAGAGUGUGGUUCAUCAAAGUGAGGAAGAUGAAGGCCAUCUACCACACCCUCAACCUCUGCAACAUUGAUGUCACUCAGAAGUGUCUGAUAGCCGAGGUGUGGUGUCCCGUCUCUGACCUGGAUUCCAUUCAGUUUGCUCUGCGCAGGGGGACGGAGAAAAGCGGCUCCACUGUGCCCUCCAUUCUCAACAGGAUGCAAACUAAACAAACUCCACCCACCUAUAACAAGACAAACAAGUUCACCUCUGGCUUUCAAAACAUUGUUGAUGCUUACGGAAUCGGCAACUACCGGGAGAUAAACCCUGCGCCAUACACCAUCAUCACCUUCCCUUUCUUGUUUGCGGUCAUGUUUGGUGACGUGGGCCACGGGGUGCUCAUGACCUGUGCUGCCCUGUACCUUGUGUUGAGAGAGAACAGGCUAAUCGCCCAAAAGAACGAUAAUGAGAUGUUUAGCAUGGUGUUCGCGGGGCGCUACAUAAUCCUGCUGAUGGGAGUCUUCUCGGUCUACACGGGUAUCAUUUACAACGACUGCUUCUCCAAAUCGCUCAACGUGUUUGGCUCUGGCUGGAGUGUCAGGCCUAUGUUUGAUCAAAAAGUGGGAGGCAACUGGACGAUGGAUACACUUGAGGGCAACCGAAUUUUACAGCUGGACCCAGCGAUAGAUGGAGUUUUUCGAGGGCCGUACCCCAUUGGCAUCGAUCCGAUAUGGAACAUUGCAACCAACAAGCUGACAUUCCUGAACUCCUUCAAAAUGAAGAUGUCGGUUAUCCUUGGAGUCAUUCACAUGCUGUUUGGAGUCUCUCUUAGUCUCUUUAACCACAUUUACUUCCAGAAGCCGCUGAAUAUCUACAUGGGGUUUAUCCCAGAGAUUGUCUUCAUGGCCAGUUUGUUUGGUUACCUAGUCAUUCUGAUCUUCUACAAGUGGCUUGCAUUUGACGUGUUCACCUCCAGGGAAGCCCCCAGUCUCCUCAUUGCCUUUAUCAACAUGUUCCUCUUCAGCUACGGCGACACACCUCUUUACAGAGGACAGAUGGGUGUACAAACGUUCUUGAUGCUCCUCGCCUUGGCAUGCGUUCCCUGCAUGUUGAUAGUGAAAACGCUGAUACUGCGACGACAACACCUGUGGCGGAAAAAUUUGGGUAUGCAGAACUUUGGAGGCAUCCGGGUAGGCAACGGGCCCACGGAGGAUGAGGCUGAAAUUAUCCAGCACGAUCAGCUCGCACAAAAUUCUGAGGAAGAACCUGAGCGUUGCCUUUUGUCACCUGCUUUCAAGGCCCAAGAGGAGGAAGAGUUUAACUUUGGGGAUGUGGCAGUGAAUCAGGCAAUCCAUACCAUAGAAUACUGCCUGGGCUGCAUCUCAAACACGGCCUCCUAUCUGCGGCUGUGGGCCCUCAGUCUGGCUCAUGCACAGUUGUCGGAGGUGCUGUGGACCAUGGUGAUGCACAUUGGCCUCUCUACCGCCAGCAUUGGAGGAUUCGUCCUUCUGGCCAUAGUCUUUUACUUCUUCGCUAUUCUUACGGUUGCCAUUCUCCUCAUCAUGGAGGGUCUGUCUGCCUUCCUGCAUGCACUGCGACUGCACUGGGUGGAGUUCCAGAACAAGUUUUACACGGGCCAGGGCAUCAAGUUCCUCCCCUUCACCUUUGACAGCAUCUUGGACGGGAAGUUUGAAGAAUGAGCUCCGAGACCUUUUUCCCUCCUCUUCAAUUAAAGUUUUUCUUCCUUUCAGUAUCUUGUGUCUUGUUGAGGCGUGAUUAUUUUUUCCAUUAUCUUGGGUGUUACCGCAACUUCACAAGAGACCCGACGACUAUCUGUUCUUCUGCUGUUUGUUUGUCCACAUUCAGUCGCUAAAUCUGAGAAAUCUACUCACAAUGUACUAUUUAUUCAUUCCAGAGAAAAUAGCGUUAUCUGCAGCAUCUGUCAUUCAUGUCUUGUCACAGUUGUUUUACCUGUUUUAUUUAGUCUAAUGUUAUUUAUGCAAGAUUCUUGCAACAAGAAGUGCAAAUAAUUAAGUGGGAGUGUUGCAAUACAGAUCUUAGUUUCCUGAAUGAUCAAAUACUCAUUCACAGUAAACUGACCAUUUUUCUAUUGGCAUUAUUCUGCAGCAACAAUCAACAACUUGUGCAGAAAACACCAACACCUCUAUUUAAUUGCACACUGACUGUAGCGCUAUAAAAGGGAAUACAACUUACCUUAAAACAGGACGUCGGUCUGCGCCUUUUCCGUUGUGUUCUGCCGCUUAUCUGUUUUCUUUCAGUCUGCACAGAGAGAGAGUGACGGUGAAACUGUAGGUGAAUGUUCUGAAACGCAUGAUAAAAUGAUGCAGCCCAGUUUGUAUUGUAAACUUCUGUUCCCUAUUAUGAUAUUUCACUUGUACGUCAUGGUAAAAGAUGUUUUCCUCACACGUAGAAGGGAGUCAGAGCGGCAAAACGGCUCGGAUAUAAAUAAUCCUCCACCCUCAGUUUUUAAGCACCGGCAUUAAUUGUACAUCUCUCUGUCAAUAAAGUAGAAACCUGGUUUAA
This is a messenger RNA of Solea solea (common sole), 3625 nucleotides long. It is a transcript of the gene atp6v0a1a, whose product is annotated as ATPase H+ transporting V0 subunit a1a. NCBI's taxonomy places the organism in Eukaryota, Metazoa, Chordata, Actinopteri, Pleuronectiformes, Soleidae. Gene Ontology annotation, biological process: vacuolar acidification; proton transmembrane transport. The record is from RefSeq and is a predicted model, not a curated record. Bases 238 to 2781 code for a protein of 847 amino acids. The transcript is spliced from 22 exons. Gene Ontology annotation, cellular component: plasma membrane; vacuolar proton-transporting V-type ATPase complex; vacuolar proton-transporting V-type ATPase, V0 domain. Gene Ontology annotation, molecular function: ATPase binding; proton-transporting ATPase activity, rotational mechanism.